CUGUCUGUUUCAUAAGCCUUUUGCCUCUGAAAGUCUCCGGUUUACGAUUAAAUGCGUGCGGUCGAGACUGCGGAGUUAGCUUUUCAGCCACUUGCGGGAUAUACACAUAUAGCCUAUAUUGAGAAGCUAUUUGCCUAUAUUUGAGCACAAUCAUCACACGUCGGUUUCGUGCCUCUCGUCAAAACACUUUCCAUUUUGAUUCGACUACCAUGACUGGAUUGAGAUAUGACCCCGAAUACCUCAAAGCUCUUGGGCCGGUGACGAAGGGACCAAAGUCCGAGCCCUCCAAAUCCGUUCUCGAGAUCAGGAAGAAUACUGAAGAUGUCAUCCGCCGGGUCGUUACGAAUUCACCAUAUCCCGAUGGUGUGAAAGAGACUGUGUAUAAAGUCAAAAGCUAUGAUGGAUUCGAGAUUGAAGUCACCCGCUUUGCUUCCGAGGAGACGUUGGCUUCGGACAAGCCUACGCCCGCUGUGAUGUACUUCCACGGCGGAGGUUAUGUCGCUUGUUAUGUGCAGCUAUUCGCGCCUCAAAUCGCCCGUUUCGCGAACGACUCAAAGCUUCCAUACUUCGCGGUGUCUUACCGGCUGGCGCCGGAACAUCCUGCUCCUGCUGGUGUCGAAGACGCGUAUGCGGCUCUUCAAUUUGUGUCAAAGGCUGCGGCGGAGCUCAACAUCGACCCUACGAAGAUCGCUUUACACGGUGACAGCGCAGGUGGAGGACUCGCCGCGGGUCUCGCUUUGAUGGCCAGAGAUCGCCAAUUUAACCCUCCACUUGCGAAACAACUGCUUGUCUAUCCCAUGCUUGACGAUCGCGACCACAUUGAGAAAGAUGAUCCCAUCCUCGAUCUUAUGGUUUGGAAACCUGACGGCGCAAAACUUGCAUGGGACGUGUACGCCUCCAAGGUUCGAGAGAAUGAUGAUCCGCAAGCUCUAUCUUACGCGAUACCAGCUCGGGCUGCAACGCUGCGGGGUCUGCCCUCCACCUAUAUCGACGUGGGAUGUCUCGAUCUGUUCAGAGAUGAGAAUCUGGAGUAUGCAAAGAGAUUGGCUAAUGAGCAUGUUGAGGUUGAGUUCCAUCUUUGGCCGGGGCUGCCUCAUGGGUUUGAUGGGAUGAGGGAUAUCAGCUGGUUUGCGAGGUGCCAGGAGAGUCGCAUAAGUGCCCUGAAAAGGAUGUAAUGGUCAGUUGAUUCAAAAGUCAGAACGUUUGCUGGUCAAUGGUUACCAUUAGAUAGUCGUUUUGCGUGGCGCGAACUGUCACAAAUGGAAUAUCGAAGAGCAUAAAUCCAAUAUCAAACCACUGUAGUAGACAAUUGACAUCUGGGGUAGCAUUCUUGAGAUCGCAAUAGCCACACCUGGGGGUAUCAGGCCAUUGCACAACAUAAUGAAGGAUGCAAGGCUUGGUAAC
Molecule: messenger RNA, 1404 nt
Organism: Fusarium redolens
Lineage: Eukaryota; Fungi; Ascomycota; Sordariomycetes; Hypocreales; Nectriaceae
Product: Alpha/Beta hydrolase protein
Exons: 1
Coding region: 210-1175 (321 amino acids)
Molecular function (GO): hydrolase activity
Source: RefSeq, a predicted model, not a curated record